Arachis duranensis is the source of this 1893-nucleotide messenger RNA. Its product is annotated as glutathione reductase, cytosolic. NCBI's taxonomy places the organism in Eukaryota, Viridiplantae, Streptophyta, Magnoliopsida, Fabales, Fabaceae. Gene Ontology annotation, biological process: glutathione metabolic process; cellular response to oxidative stress; cell redox homeostasis. The record is from RefSeq and is a predicted model, not a curated record. Bases 198 to 1688 code for a protein of 496 amino acids. The transcript is spliced from 17 exons. Gene Ontology annotation, cellular component: cytosol; mitochondrion. Gene Ontology annotation, molecular function: flavin adenine dinucleotide binding; NADP binding; glutathione-disulfide reductase (NADPH) activity.
AUCAAUCAUAUCAUAUGAUUUGUUUUCUCUCUCUUCUCUUUUUAUGUCGCGGUUCCACUCAUCACUCUCACAGCAUACCUAACCCAAUCACUCACUCUCUCCGUACACACACCUCAGUCGGCGUUUUACUUCCCAUCUCUAUCUCCGAUCUACGUCACACACAGUUCCGAGAUAUUGAUUAAUUGAUUUAUAUAGCUAUGGCCAGAAAGAUGCUGAUCGAUGGUGAACCAGCUGCUGCAUUGGAAGAAGAGGCGACUGAUUUUGACUUCGACUUGUUCGUUAUUGGAGCUGGUAGUGGUGGCGUUCGUGCCUCUAGAUUCUCCGCCAACUUCGGAGCUAAAGUUGGGAUUUGCGAGCUUCCGUAUCAUCCAAUUAGCUCAGAAACGAUUGGAGGUGUUGGUGGAACGUGUGUGAUUCGUGGUUGUGUUCCCAAAAAGAUUCUGGUCUAUGGAGCAUCUUUUGGAGGGGAUCUUGAGGAUGCCAGGAAUUAUGGGUGGGAAUUGAGCGAGAAGAUUGACUUCAACUGGAAGAAGCUCUUACAAAAGAAGACAGAUGAAAUCAAUAGGUUAAAUGGAAUAUACAAGCGAUUGUUAUCCAAUGCUGGGGUUAAAUUAUUUGAAGGUGAGGGAAAGGUAGUGGGCCCACAUGAAGUUGAGGUGACACAAGUGGAUGGCACUAAAUUGUCUUAUUCGGCAAAACACAUACUGAUUGCUACUGGUGGUAGGGCCCAUCUUCCGGAUAUUCCAGGAAAGGAGUUGGGCAUAACAUCUGAUGAAGCAUUAAGUUUAGAGGAAUUGCCUAAACGUGUCGUGAUUCUUGGAGGAGGCUAUAUAGCAGUUGAGUUUGCUUCUAUAUGGCAAGGGAUGGGUUCCACAGUCAAUCUUGUUUUCAGAAAGGAACUUCCAUUGAGAGGUUUUGAUGAUGAAAUGAGAGCUGUGGUUGCGAGGAAUCUUGAGGGAAGGGGAAUUAAUUUACAUCCAAGGACAAACUUGACACAGUUGAUUAAAACAGAAGAUGGCAUUAAAGCUGUUACAGAUCAUGGUGAGGAGCUGAUGGCUGAUGUUGUGCUAUUUGCCACUGGUAGAGUCCCCAAUACUAAGAGGUUAAAUUUAGAAGCUGUAGGUGUCGAGCUUGACAGCAAUGGAGCAAUAAAGGUAAAUGAAUAUUCACGCACAAACAUACCAAGCAUAUGGGCUGUCGGUGAUGUAACAGACCGAAUGAAUCUCACUCCAGUGGCUUUGAUGGAAGGAACAUGUUUUGCAAAAACAGUAUUUGGUGCGCAAGAAAGUAAGCCAGACUAUAGUAACAUCCCCUAUGCUGUGUUCAGCAUUCCACCACUUUCUGUAGUUGGCCUCAGUGAGGAGCAGGCAAUAGAGCAAGCAAAUGGUGAUGUGCUAGUUUUCACAUCAACCUUCAAUCCCAUGAAAAAUACCAUCUCAGGGCGACAAGAGAAAACUGUUAUGAAGCUUGUUGUUGAUGCCGAGACAGACAAAGUUCUCGGAGCAUCCAUGUGUGGGCCUGAUGCGCCAGAAAUUAUGCAGGGUAUUGCUGUUGCAUUGAAGUGUGGAGCUACCAAGGCACAGUUUGACAGCACGGUCGGCAUACAUCCAUCUUCUGCAGAAGAAUUUGUAACCAUGCGUUCAGUUACAAGGACUGUUGCUGCUGCAAAGCCCAGGACAAGUUUGUAAGUUUUAAUGGAAAAGAUACUAUUUGUUGGAUGGUAGUGUAGAACUGCACAUCACUGAUAGAAGUUAGAACAUCAGCUUCCAUUUCCCAUUCAAUUAUUUUUCCCCUUCGGCAAUUUUCAUUUUGCUCAAAUAAUACUGAAAAAAGCUGUUUAAUUAGUCAUCAAGGAGUUCAAGAAAUGACUAAUCUGUAUGAUUCACUUUCCAA